UUGAUCUAUCUGGGGUUAAAAGAUUUGUUGCUUCAAAUUAUCAGUUCAUCUGCUAGACGUGAGCUUAUUAAAUAUGCAAGCCAGUCAAGGUGGCUGUGCCAUGAGAAUGAAUUCUGCAUAUGCGGCUGAAUUGUGUGUUGCAACUCUAUAGAGUUAGAUACACAACCAUAGUUCAGCUAGAAAGAUUCUUUUAUAGUAUCCACCCAAUGAAUUCUGUGAAGUUAUAAUUAUUAAGCAUUCAGCUAUAGAACAUUGGUGGUCUGUGGUCAACGAAAGAAUGGAAGUGCAUAUUGCUUUUUAAUCAGUGGAAUAAGGAUAUGAUGGGACCACCACUUUUCUUCUUAUUAGCUCACAAGAACGUGCCAAAUCAGGACAACAUGAAAGGUUCAACCAGACAAGUUUAAAACAAAGCUAAUAGGCUGAUCUGAUGUUGCAAAUCUCAUUCUGAAAGCUUUUGUCAGAUUCUAGGGCAAUACACUAGAAGUUUCGGCAGUUUAAAGUUCUACCAAGAGUCUGGGCAAGGGAAUAGUAUAGAGAAUGUCAGUAACUUCCUGCAGUGCAAAUUUCAGAGUUUUUGUUUUUGCACAUGGGAAAAACACUUCCUCAUGAAAACACUAGGAAUGGAGUCAAGUUCCCCAAGCCCAAUCACCAAUCCUUCCCAACCUCCACUUUGCAAGAGGUCCCUCCUCCAUUGUCUGUGACCGGUCUCAUGCCAGUUCAGAAUUUACAGCCAUCAGGAGUUUUCGUAAAGUGUAGAGCUUUUCUUUAUUCUUUUUGGGGUUCUUUGUCCUUGGAUUGCAGCAAUCUUGACCUGAGUUUUUCCAGAAUGGGCCUGCGAAGAUCUGCUUUUGAAUCUAGGGUGCUAUGGAGCAUCCUACUUUUUCUUCCGAAGAUCGACCGCUCCCAUCUGCAUCCUCGAGUUUAGUUUCUAAUACUCACAUUGGUUCCUGUGUGCGUUCUUAUGGCGUGUCAUUCUUUUUGUUUGUUUCUUUAUGGAACUUGGAUACGGCUAUCCACUGUUCCAGUAAAGUUUUGGCUAGAUAAGCCAAAUGUACAGAUAGAACCAACACUAGAAACUCAUAGUUAUUUAGUGUAACUAUACAGUGGCACCUCGCCAAGAUUACCCAUUAGCGAUUAAAAAUAUGAACAUAGAAAUGAGGAAGAGAAAGAGAGAGAGAGAGAGAGCAAAAGUGGAUCAACUCGACCAUCUUUUGCUGUGUUUUAGUGUGCAGAAUACUAUAUAAUAAGUUUUUCCAUGGUGUUCUAGAGCUGCUCUUGAUUUACAUGAAUUACUGGAGUGGAGAAUGUAAUAGAAUUACUGGUGUGCAGA
Messenger RNA from Sesamum indicum (sesame), 1330 nucleotides. The record is from RefSeq and is a predicted model, not a curated record. NCBI's taxonomy places the organism in Eukaryota, Viridiplantae, Streptophyta, Magnoliopsida, Lamiales, Pedaliaceae.